Molecule: messenger RNA, 3031 nt
Organism: Marchantia polymorpha subsp. ruderalis
Lineage: Eukaryota; Viridiplantae; Streptophyta; Marchantiopsida; Marchantiales; Marchantiaceae
Source: the annotation of a GenBank genome assembly
GGGAGGGGAAGAUGAAAGGAUGGAGAGGAGAUAACAUCAGUCUUCGUCGUCAAGGUGUUACAGUUUGGGUGGCAUCGUCUGGAUCGAAAGGAUAUGGCCGACCGAUCCCGCUACCGCUCGCUUCGAAUCACCAGCGGAGGUGGAUGUGGCAGCAGCAGGAGAAGAAGCAGCAGCAGCAGCAGCAGCAGCAGGAUUAUGAUGCACGUCGUUCAAAUGCUCGCGGGAAGAAGAAGAUUGAAGGCUGCGUGUCGACGUCGAACGUUCUACCAUGCGGCCAAGAUCGGCAACCUGACCAGCCAUGACGAAGAGUCCCGCGACGACGUUGAUCUUGCCAUUGCAAAUGCCCCGAAGCAGGAGCAGCAGCGCCGGCAGCGACGCCUGCAGCAGCAGCAGCAGCAUUUAGAAGGAACAUGGUGCGGGCGAGUGUGUGACGACGCACGAGGCGAACGGACGAUGACAUUCUUCAGCGAGCAGUUCUCAAAACGGCACCCUGAGGAGAGAUUCCCGUGGGCGCAGACUGGAACAGUCGCCUGGUAGCCGGAAACAGGCCAAGUCCGGCAUUGCCACGUAUCUUGCUGCCGCUACUUCUUCCUGUGUGCUGCGAUUGCGAGGGCAAUGUGGCGACACAACCCUGUGUCAUGGAAACGUUUCCUUUCUGGUGCCGAUGCAUGCCACACCGCCUCAUUCUCCUCUCUCUGGUCUGUUCUGCAAGAGGCACCCGAGAGCACAGUAGCUCGCCUUGCCCACAGUGCCACUCACUGAUCUGAAUGUGCUCAAAGAAUACGCACAUCUCCUCCCCUCCCCUCCCCUCCCCUCCCCUGCGUUUGUGCAUCGCUGGAUAGGACCCCGUUCCGACCUCAAGCUGGGCCUUGACAAAUCUUCCUGAUCUUUCUCUCGGUCUUGAACUAUUCCUGCUUCUGGCUAGCCCUCGCUUUCCCUUUACAUGCAACUUCGACAGAUCUGCCUGCCUCAGUUUCCUUCCGCCGUAAUCAGAGGACAUGACUUCAAUUUCUCCUUUCUGAGUCUUGUCUUUCAAUCAGACAUUCCUCAACCCAGCGUCAACUGAUGUUUUGAGGUAUCAUCAGUUGGAUGUGAGUAAUUUGCUCGGGUGUCGAUCGAACUGCCGCCCCUUUCGCGAGUCGUUGAGCUCACGAGUUUGCCGCAUUCAGCAAGCAAUUAUGCUCGCGGAUCUGCCUAUUGCUGCUAGCUAUUGAUCACAACUUUGUAGAAUAUAUUGGACGCACCCUCUUUUUGUCUCCCCACAUCUACCCCACAAUUCAAGGAGGAUAGCAUUCUCGGCAGUCGAUACUCAACUUGCGUCAAGAUCCUCUUGAGUUGGAGAGUGUUCAAAGGAAGCACUCAUAAAGCUAGUGCCGCAGAAAACCAUGCUAUAUAGAAAACGGCUGCAGAGGUUUCGUCAGUGCUCAUGACUUGCUCUUGCGAAUUAGUCAUAUUGAUGCGCUGCACUAGAAAAUUUGACCUUACACAAUCCGCGACCGGACGCUCAGAACAAUGUUCUCAGGCAAGAUGAAGAAAAGUGCAGAAAUAUUGGUUUUAGUUGGACUUAAGGUUCUAGCUUUCGCAGCGAUCGACCCUUCCAAAUGAAUGCCCUUGAAUUCAGAUUACACGAAGGUUCGACUGCCCUGAAUUGCUAAGGAUGAUGUUGACGAGGGCCAGAGUGAAGGCAUUGGAGAUGGCCAGAGUUGAGAAUUGUGAACAUGGACAACCUCCGAAGGCCUAUUCUGCAAACAAACAUGUGAAGAUGGAUCCCAGUUUGUGGAGCGCGUUGCCGGAGCAUCUGGUCGAGAGAGUACUGGCGCGUUUGCCCUUAUCGAGUUUCUUUCGCUUCCGCUCAGUUUGCAAGACUUGGAACAACCUCAUGCAUUCCACCACUUUCCUGCAAGCUUACUCUGAGGUUCCCAGUCAAGAGCCAUGGUUUCUGAUGUUCACCGAUGACGACUACCGAGACGGAUCCACGUACGAUCCUACCCUCAACAAAUGGCAUCAUAUUCCUCUGCCAAGCUUACCGUGUGAUGAGGUGUUCUUCCCUGCUGCCGCCGCAGGAGGCCUUGUCUGCCUCGGCUGCUACGACGAUGGAUGGAAAAGAUUUGUGGUGUGCAACCCUUUGACAAAGAAGUGGAGAGAACUGCCGCCCAUGCUCAACCCUCCCUUCUGCUUGUACACGGUGGGCAUGGUGGUGGACAAAGAAACCAAAGCCUUCAAGGUUCUUGUGGCGGGGACGUGCGAGAUCUACGAAAUUUACGAAUCGUCGACCAACUGCUGGAAGAAAACAUGCAUUCUUCCGGCGGGGUUCUACCGAUGGCACCAUAGCAUUCUUUGCAACGGAUUUCUGUACUCGAGGCGGUUCCAGUUCGAUGGACUUGUUGCCUACGACAUUCGGGAGGGCGUUUGGAGCCAGAUCCAAGCUCCGAUGCCGCAUUCCUUCGAUUACCACGUUCUUGUGGAGUGUCAAGGAAGACUGUACACGGUGGGAGGACUACUGAAGAACGAAAUGACCAAAAGAAUCUGCAUUCUCGAGCUUCACACGAGCAAGUUGGAGUGGGUGGAGGUCGACCGCAUGCCGAGCAUGCUCUGCGAUGAGUUUCUCAAAGACGGAGCAUCUUUUAGUUGUACCGGAUACAGUGAUUUGGUUCUCAUUUACAUCACGGGUGGCCUCAGGGACAGGAUGGUUUUGUUAUAUGAAUUGUCGACUCGAAUUUGGCGUCGCUUGCCUCGUUGCUCAUUGCCAGAUCACCGUAUGAAAGAUGGCCUCCUGGACGGCAUUUCCUUCGAGCCUCGCUUAGAUGCUACAGUCUAAAGGGGUAUCCCCAUUGUCUGUGUUACCCUCAACUAUGCCCCGAGAUUUUGUACAAGAUCCCCCACCACAGUCAUGCUUUUUUUGCCGCUAUCCACCGGCAGGUUGCAGACACUAGUACAUGAGUAGGAGCUCAAGAGCUUCAUGUACCUCAUGUGACCAAUGUGCCAAUUACCGAGACCCGUGAGGCUCGAAGCAAUUAAAUUUGUCUUUCCG